Molecule: messenger RNA, 1641 nt
Organism: Hyla sarda
Lineage: Eukaryota; Metazoa; Chordata; Amphibia; Anura; Hylidae
Product: insulin-like growth factor-binding protein complex acid labile subunit
Exons: 3
Coding region: 312-1385 (357 amino acids)
Cellular component (GO): plasma membrane
Molecular function (GO): protein binding
Source: RefSeq, a predicted model, not a curated record
CUAAAUUAUGCAUAAAGCUGAUACCAUCAGGGGGUCUCAUAAAAGUCACAUAGAUCCUGACUGAUGGAAGUGAAAGGAUGAAGCAACAAGAAAAGAGAUGGAUGAGGAUUGUCUGCAUAGCCCCUACAUGGUGUGAUCUGUAAACAUACUCACUCCCGUCAGCAGCCUGUCCUCUAGAGGCUGCAGAUGAAAACGCCAGACCAGACGCAAACACAGUUGGGAUAAGCGGUGCACAAGGAAGAGGACACUGGACUAUUACAGACUACCACAUGAGCGCUAUGAGAAAAUAAGGUUUGAGCAGAGUCCUGAAGAUGUGCUCCAUCAUGGCAGGACUGUUGGCCCUUCUAGUCUUGAUCUGCACAACAGAUGCAAAUCCCUCCCAAUUCUGUCCGCCUUCUUGCCUCUGCUAUGACUCCUCUAACCUAGUGGAGUGUAGGGGUCUGGAGCUCCUCGUGGUUCCUCAUCAUCUUCCUCACAGUACAUGGAUGCUGGAUCUUCGCCACAACAACCUUAGCCGCCUAGAACCUACCUCAUUCCAAGCCUUAUGGUCCCUUCGAAUCCUUCUUCUAUCUGAUAACCAGAUUGAGGUGGUGUUAGCAAGAUCCCUCCGAUCUCUUGGCUUCCUUGAGCGGUUGGACCUUUCUAAUAACUUCCUUAGCAACCUUCCUCAUGACUUCUCCAGGGGCUUGGGUUCCUUGAGAGAACUAAGAGUUCCUGCAAAUAGAUUGACUGCCUUGACUUAUGAAAGUCUGAGACACAUGGAAAGUCUGGAGAAAUUGGACCUUAGCAGAAAUUAUCUGAAUUAUAUAGAACAAGGGGCCUUUAGAGGACUUUCAAGGCUACGACACCUUCACCUCCAGUCCAAUCUUCUAGAUUCUGUAAGGGGUGGAUAUUUCUUCAUGUUGCAGAACCUAGAACUCCUCGACCUUUCAGACAACAAUAUCAGUAGUAUAGCUGUAGAGUCGUUCACCUCCCUGCACUCUCUUCGCCUCUUAUCCCUCUCAGACAACCAGUUAAGCCAUCUCAAGUUCAAGACGUUCCUCAAUCUCCAAACACCCAGUACUCACAUCCAAGUAUCUGGUAACCCAUGGAUAUGUGACUGUGAUUUGCAGAGAGUGUUUGGAAAGAUAACCAGUGUGAGACAUCUUCACAUAGAUGACUAUGACAACCUUACUUGUGCAGGGCCACCUCAGCUCUCUGGUGCCGCCCUGGUGUCGGUGGACAACCAGCUAUGCGUAGCAGAGACCGCUACAGUACUGGUGAUCACAAUAACUGUUUUAGUUACAGUCAUUGCUGCAAUUGUAAUGGCUGAGAGGAAUCGCAAGAAGAAUCAAGAGAAAAAUUGGAAUGAGCCAGAUGGUCCCUUUGAAACACAGGAUAAGUGAGUUGUUUCACCUUAAAGGAGAACUUACACGGUUCUGGAAUCCGUGCCACCAUUCUGACCUUACUGCGGCUGGCCAAGAUUUUUUAAAAGAGAAAAUUGCAAAGUUCUGUUGAAGGGAAUGCAUCAGGAGCUGAGCAGAUUGAUGUACAGAUGUGUGGGGGAAAAUUCAGUAGAAAAAUUAAUAUAUGUAAAUUGCUGUCCAUUCUGAGCUUAGGGAUGUGCAGUCCUACUCAGCUACAGUGGGGCAGCUACAGCUA